CGGUGGUCGUGCCGAGGUGCUCCGCGCAGGAGGAGCCCGCGACGUCGCUGCGGGCGGCCCGGGCACGGGGCCGGGACGCUGCCAGCAUGAGGCGGCGCGGCGGGGGUUGUCUCCUGCCCGCGCCUCCGCAGCUCCUGCUGGUGCUGCUGGGAGCGCUGCUCCGCUCCAGAGGUGUUACAAGUAGCACUGAAUGCUCCUGUGGGCGUAAUCAUUUUACCUGUGCUGUCAGUGCUUUUGGUGAAUGCACGUGCAUCCCUGCUCAGUGGCAAUGCGAUGGAGACAAUGACUGUGGGGACCACAGUGAUGAAGAUGGCUGCAUGCUGCCCACAUGCUCCCCCUUGGACUUCCACUGUGACAAUGGAAAAUGUAUCCGCCGGUCGUGGGUCUGCGAUGGAGACAAUGACUGUGAGGAUGACUCUGAUGAGCAGGACUGCCCUCCAAGGGAGUGUGAGGAAGAUGAGUUCUCAUGUCAGAAUGGAUACUGCAUUCGCAGCCUGUGGCACUGUGAUGGUGACAAUGACUGCGGGGACAACAGUGAUGAGCAGUGUGAUAUGAGAAAGUGCUCAGAGAAGGAGUUCCGUUGCAGUGACGGCAGCUGCAUAGCUGAGCACUGGUUCUGUGAUGGGGACACAGACUGCAAGGAUGGCUCAGAUGAAGAGAAUUGCCCAUCAGAUGUUCCAGCUGCCACCUGCAGCUUGGAGGAGUUCCAGUGUGCAUAUGGACGCUGCAUCUUGGACAUCUACCACUGUGAUGGUGAUGAUGACUGUGGGGACUGGUCUGAUGAAUCUGACUGCUCAUCUCACCAGCCUUGUCGCUCUGGAGAGUUCAUGUGCAACAGUGGCUUGUGCAUUAAUGCUGGCUGGAGGUGUGAUGGCGACUUCGACUGUGAUGACCAGUCAGAUGAGAGGAACUGCACUACGUCUAUGUGCACAGCUGACCAGUUCCGCUGCAAGUCAGGACGCUGUGUCCGUCUGUCCUGGCGUUGUGAUGGGGAAGAUGACUGCUCUGACAACAGUGAUGAGGAGAACUGUGAGAACACAGGCACCCCUCAGUGUGCCCCAGACCAGUUCCUGUGUGGGAAUGGGCGUUGUAUUGGCCAGAGGAAGCUGUGCAAUGGAGCAAAUGAUUGUGGAGAUGGCAGUGAUGAGAGCCCACAUCAAAACUGCCGUCCACGAACAGGGGAGGAGAAUUGCAAUGUCAACAAUGGUGGCUGUGCUCAGAAAUGCCAGAUGGUGCGAGGGAUGGUGCAGUGCACUUGCCACACAGGUUACAGGCUCCUGGAAGAUGGCCGAUCAUGCCAAGAUGUGAAUGAAUGUGCUGAGGAAGGCUACUGCAGCCAAGGCUGUACCAACAGUGAAGGAGGCUUCCAGUGCUGGUGUGAACAAGGCUACGAGCUGCGACCUGACAAACGUAGCUGCAAAGCUCUAGGGCCAGAGCCUGUGUUGCUCUUUGCCAAUCGAAUUGAUAUCCGACAAGUGUUGCCUCAUCGCUCUGAGUAUACGCUGCUCCUGAACAACCUGGAAAAUGCCAUUGCUCUUGAUUUCCACCACAGCAAGGAGCUGGUGUUCUGGUCUGAUGUCACGCUUGAUCGCAUCAUGAGGGCCUAUCUGAAUGGUAGCAAUGUGGAAGAGGUGGUUUCCACAGGGCUGGAGAGCCCAGGUGGACUUGCUAUUGAUUGGAUCCAUGACAAAUUAUACUGGACGGACUCUGGGACAUCUCGAAUUGAGGUAGCAAACUUGGAUGGCACUCACAGAAAAGUGCUUUUGUGGCAGAACCUGGAGAAACCCCGAGCAAUUGCCUUACAUCCUAUGGAGGGUACCAUCUACUGGACUGACUGGGGCAACACUCCCCGCAUUGAGUAUUCCAACAUGGAUGGCUCUAAUCGGCGCAUCAUUGCGGAUACACACCUCUUCUGGCCCAAUGGACUGACCAUUGACUAUGCAGGACAUCGAAUGUACUGGGUGGACGCCAAACAUCAUGUCAUUGAGAGGGCUGACCUUGAUGGACGCAAUAGGAAGGCUGUUAUUAGCCAAGGGCUCCCACACCCAUUUGCUAUCACCGUGUUUGAGGACAGUCUGUACUGGACAGAUUGGCACACCAAGAGCAUCAACAGUGCCAACAAAUUCACAGGCAAGAACCAGGAGAUCAUCCGCAACAAACUCCACUUCCCUAUGGACAUCCACACGCUACAUCCUCAGCGUCAGCCAGCAGGGAGAAAUCGUUGUGGGGACAACAACGGAGGCUGCACUCACCUCUGCCUGCCAAGCAGCAAGGAUUACACCUGCGCCUGCCCCACGGGCUUCCGCAAGACCAGCAGCCAUGCCUGUGCCCAGAGUCUUGACAAGUUCCUGCUUUUUGCCCGAAGGAUGGACAUCCGUCGGAUCAGCUUUGACACAGAUGACCUGUCAGAUGAUGUCAUCCCCCUUGCUGAUGUUCGCAGUGCUGUGGCUCUAGACUGGGACUCAAAGGAUGACUAUGUCUACUGGACAGACGUUAGCACUGACUCAAUCAGCCGAGCAAAAUGGGAUGGAUCGAACCAGGAGGUUGUGGUGGACACCAGCCUGGAAAGUCCAGCUGGACUUGCAAUUGACUGGGUCACCAACAAACUAUACUGGACUGAUGCAGGAACAGAUCGGAUAGAGGUGUCCAAUACAGAUGGGACCAUGAGAACUGUUCUAAUAUGGGAGAACCUAGACAGACCUAGAGAUAUUGUGGUGGACCCUGUUGGAGGGUUCAUGUACUGGACUGACUGGGGAGCAAACCCAAAAAUUGAACGUGCUGGGAUGGAUGCCUCAAACCGCUUGGUGAUCAUUUCCUCCAACCUGACAUGGCCCAAUGGUUUGGCCAUUGACUACGAGUCACAGCGCUUGUACUGGGCAGAUGCAGGCAUGAAGACCAUUGAGUAUGCCAAUCUGGAUGGAAGCCACAGGAAGGUGCUGAUUGGGAGCAAUCUGCCUCAUCCCUUUGGACUUACUCUUUAUGGUGAGAGAAUCUACUGGACAGACUGGCAGGCCAAAAGCAUCCAGAGUGCAGAUAGGAGGACUGGGCAGUCUCGGGAAACACUGCAGGACAAUCUGGAGAAUCUUAUGGAUAUUCAUGUUUUCCACCGGCACAGGCCACCAGUACAUACAGCAUGUGAAGUUAACAAUGGAGGCUGCAGUCACCUGUGCCUUUUGGCACCUCUUCCAAAAGGUUACAGCUGUACUUGCCCUACAGGGAUCAAUCUGCAAUCUGAUGGCAAGACCUGCUCCCCUGGAAUGACCAGCUUUCUGAUCUUCGCCAGAAGGACUGACAUUCGGAUGGUCUCUCUGGAUAUCCCCUACUUUGCAGAUGUUGUUGUCUCAGUCAAUGUCACCAUGAAGAACACCAUUGCAAUUGGAGUGGAUCCUCAUGAAGGAAAGGUUUACUGGUCAGACAGCACUUUGCGGAAAAUCAGUCGUGCUGCCCUUGAUGGCUCACAAUUUGAGGACAUCAUCACUACAGGUCUGUUGACUACAGAUGGGCUGGCUGUGGAUGCUGUCGGCAGGAAGAUAUAUUGGACAGAUACAGGAACAAACCGUAUUGAAGUGGGCAACUUUGAUGGCUCCAUGAGGAAAGUCUUGGUCUGGCAGAACCUGGACAGCCCUCGGGCAAUAGCUUUAUACCACGAAAUGGGGUAUAUGUACUGGACAGACUGGGGUGAGAAUGCCAAGCUGGAACGCUCUGGGAUGGAUGGCUCUGGACGUGUGGUGUUGAUCAGCAACAACUUGGGCUGGCCUAAUGGACUGGCAGUGGAUAAGGCUGGGUCCCAGCUGCUCUGGGCUGAUGCACACACUGAGCGGAUUGAGGCUGCGGAUCUCAAUGGUGCGAACCGCCGCACCCUGCUGUCUCCAGUGCAACACCCCUAUGGCCUCACUUUGCUGGACUCUUACAUCUACUGGACUGACUGGCAAACUCGCAGCAUUCACAGGGCUGACAAGGACACUGGUGCUAAUGUCAUCUUGGUGAGGGCAAACCUGCCUGGCCUCAUGGAUAUUCAAGCUGUUGACAGGGCACGGCCCCUGGGCUUCAAUAAAUGUGGAGUUCGUAAUGGUGGCUGCUCCCACCUUUGCUUACCUCAUCCCACUGGUUUCUCCUGUGCCUGCCCCACUGGUAUCCAACUGAAGAGAGAUGAACAGACAUGUGACUCUUCUCCAGAGACCUACCUACUUUUCUCUAGCCGUGCUUCCAUCCGUCGUAUCUCGCUGGACACCAGUGACCACACAGAUGUGCACAUACCUGUUCCUGAGCUGAACAAUGUCAUUUCUCUGGAUUAUGAUAGUGUGGAUGGCAAGAUUUACUACACAGAUGUAUUUCUUGAUGUUAUCAGGCGGGCUGAUCUGAAUGGCAGCAACAUGGAAACUGUUAUUGGUCAGGGUUUGAAGACUACGGAUGGCCUGGCAGUGGACUGGGUUGCCAGGAACCUCUACUGGACAGACACAGGACGCAAUACCAUAGAAGUGGCAAGACUGGAUGGAAGCUCCAGGAAAGUGCUGAUCAAUAACAGCCUGGAUGAACCUCGAGCCAUUGCUGUCUUUCCCAAGAAGGGGUAUCUCUUCUGGACAGAUUGGGGUCACAUUGCUAAAAUUGAACGGGCAAACUUGGAUGGCUCUGAACGUAAAAUCCUGAUUAACACUGACCUAGGAUGGCCCAAUGGAUUGACUUUGGAUUAUGACACCAGGAGGAUAUACUGGGUGGAUGCUCACCUUGAUCGCAUAGAGAGUUGUGAUCUCAGUGGGAAGCUACGACAAGUGUUGGUCAGCCAGGUGUCACAUCCCUUUGCUCUGACACAGCAGGACAGAUGGAUAUACUGGACUGACUGGCAAACAAAAUCUAUCCAGAGAGUGGACAAAUACUCUGGGCGGAACAAAGAAACAGUGCUAGCCAAUGUUGAGGGAUUGAUGGAUAUCAUUGUGGUUUCUCCUCAGAGACAGACAGGUAGUAAUGCUUGUGGAGUGAACAAUGGAGGCUGCACUCACCUCUGCUUUGCCAGGGCUUCUGACUUUGUCUGUGCAUGUCCGGAUGAACCAGAUGGGCGGCCCUGUUCUACAAUUCCUGGUGUGGUGCCCCCUGGUCCGGAACCAACCAGUGUAAGUGAGAGAAGUCAAACGCCACCUGGCAGACUAGAUACUUCAACAACCAAACCUCUCACAUCUCUGGAAACAGUGAAAAGAAACUGCUCUGACAAAGAUGCUAGGCAAGGCUUGUGUACUCGGGCCAAUGAGGCAGUGUUGGCCACCAUGGGAGAAGGACUGCAUGUCAGCUACAUCAUUGGAGGUCUUCUCAGCAUCUUGUUUAUUUUGCUGCUUAUUGCUGCUUUAAUUAUAUAUAGGCAUAAUAAGUCCAAGUUUACGGACCCUGGCUUGGGGAACCUAACCUACAGUAAUCCUUCAUAUCGGACAUCUACCCAGGAGGUGAAGAUUGAAUCUAUUCCCAAACCAACCAUGUACAACCAGCUGUGCUACAAGAAAGAGACUGGUCCUGACCACAGCUACACUAAGGAGAAGAUCAAGAUUGUGGAGGGAAUAUGCCUUUUAUCCAGUGAUGAUUCCGAAUGGGAUGACCUUAAGCAGAUUCGGAGCUCCCGUGGAGGGAUCCUCCGGGACCACGUCUGCAUGAAGACGGAUACAGUCUCUAUCCAGGCCAGUUCUGGUUCACUGGAUGACACCGAAACUGAGCAGCUGCUACAGGAAGAACAGUCUGAAUGCAGCAGUGUUAACACAGCAGCAGCCACUCCUGAGCGGCGGGGCUCACUCCCAGACACAGGCUGGAAACACCAACGCAAGCCCUCCACAGAGAGCGAGGUCUAAAGUACACGUGACUUUGGAAACAGUCGUACCCUCCUUACCCUCUGCUCUGCACAAAAAAGACAGGACUCUGCCUGCCUGGCAAGGAGGGGCGCAGAGAUCAGCCUCUCUUGCGAGGGGCCUGAGAGUGGGACUGCCUUUCAGCAUGGAGCUUGGGCAGCUGUGUUGUUGUGUUUGGAGAAGGAGGAUGGGUGGGUUGGUUGGAACCCGGAGACCCUUUUGACUCAUUUUCACUGUCUGUGGUUUAUUUAUAUGUUCCCUUUUCCUGGAAGUUGCCACAUUAACUUUUGCAGUGGCUCGUCUGGCCUGAAUCUGGUUCAGAGUCUCUGUUCCCUGGCAACCUGCAAGUCCUGUGCCAUCCAGCUCACGGUCAAUGCCCAUGAAGAGAGCAGAGCUGCCUCAUUGCUGGCUCCUGGUCACAGAAGUACCUCUAGUCAUUCCAGCACUAGCAGCACUCUUUGAGGCUUUGUGUUGAGGGGUCUCUGACAUGACAGAGGUCUUGGUAUAGAUGGGAUAUACUUUGGGGCUCAAGAGGACACUGACACAGCAUCAGGUCACCUUGUAAAGGCAUAAAGAGGAUAACCACAGUUACCAAGACUUACUUUAUGAGAGCAUCACUGCUUACUUUCAUAUCUGCUACUAAAAACUUCAAGAAAUGCUCAGAUUGGAGCACUGUGUCUGUUGCUGGCAGUGGACACUGCUCCUAUUCUCCCCUUUCCUGUUAAAACAUGUUUCUACUCUGGAAAAACAAGAGUUAGCAAAUGCCCCUUUCAAAACUGUUCCCUGAGUACUGGAGUCUGAGUGCUGAACUUGAGACAAGAAGAAAUUGGUAUUUUACUUAGCUCUACAGAGCUAAUGGGGGGAAAUGGAUCUCAGCAAGACCUAAAUUUUACUCAUCUUUGCAUAACUGAUACAUAAAAAAAAAGAAAAUGAAAAUUUGCUAGGUCCCCACCAGUCCCAAUUCUGCAAGGUCCCAAUUAUUUUGGCCUUUAGGACCUUUGAUUACCAUAAUAAGGGAAAAGAGAGAAUUCCUAGGUUGAGUCUUUCCCAGGGGAAUGCUCAGUGCUGACAGUUAGGAACUGCUUUAUUACUAGGCUGAGCCCAUUUGACCUAGAAUGGGAGACAAUAAUCAGGGAGCUGCAAGGGCAGGAUGACAUUCCCUAAAGGUAAGAGUCUUGGAGGCCAGAGAACAACUGAAGCUCAUGCAGCUGAUGGGAAAAAUUAUUUGGC
This is a messenger RNA of Vidua chalybeata, 7055 nucleotides long. RefSeq names its product LDL receptor related protein 4 (gene LRP4). The transcript is spliced from 38 exons. Gene Ontology annotation, molecular function: calcium ion binding; protein binding. NCBI's taxonomy places the organism in Eukaryota, Metazoa, Chordata, Aves, Passeriformes, Viduidae. Gene Ontology annotation, biological process: Wnt signaling pathway involved in somitogenesis; receptor-mediated endocytosis involved in cholesterol transport; chemical synaptic transmission. The record is from RefSeq and is a predicted model, not a curated record. Bases 87 to 5828 code for a protein of 1913 amino acids.